Messenger RNA from Syngnathus acus (greater pipefish), 818 nucleotides. Its product is annotated as gamma-crystallin M2-like. The record is from RefSeq and is a predicted model, not a curated record. The coding region runs from base 255 to 791 and encodes 178 amino acids. Gene Ontology annotation, biological process: lens development in camera-type eye; visual perception. The transcript has 4 exons. Gene Ontology annotation, molecular function: structural constituent of eye lens. NCBI's taxonomy places the organism in Eukaryota, Metazoa, Chordata, Actinopteri, Syngnathiformes, Syngnathidae.
AAAAAACGGAGCACAUCAGAGACACGGCGGCAAAUCCGAAGGCCCUGGCACGGGCUCACAGCGACGCCGGCGUCUGCCGUUCCCGAUAGAGCGCUGGCGCUGGCAGGGACAAGAGAGGCGGCGGCGGCGGCUGGAGAUUCGGUAAACUCUAGCACAGAGGAGAUAAGUGGACAAAAGAGGGCCUGGCGCUAAACGCCACGAGGGAGGAUAUAAAAGGAAGCACCAAGUACGCAGGCGGGCCGUCAGGCGCUAACAUGGGCAAGAUCAUCUUCUACGAAGGCCGUGACUUUCAGGGCCCGCAGUGGGAGUGCGGCGGCGACUGCGCCGACACCUUGCGCCACUUGGGCCGCUGCAACUCCAUCCGGUCCAGCGGCGGUCACUGGGUGCUCUACGAGAAGGCCAACUUUGCCGGCUACCAGUACGUCCUGGGCCCCGGCGACUACCCCGACUUUGGCAGCUGGAUGGGCUUCAACGACCGCAUCCGUUCCUGCCAGAUGUUCCCGCCGUACAGGGGCUCGUACAAGUUGAAGCUGUUCUCCCGUCCCGACCUGUCGGGCCAAGCCACGGAGGUGACGGACGACUGCCCCGACGUGGCCUCGCGCUUGCGCCUGAGCGACGUCUACUCGUGCGACGUGGCCGAAGGCUUCUGGGUCAUGUACGAGCACCCCAACUACAGGGGGCGCCAGUUCGUCCUGCGCCCCGGCGAGUACCGGGCCUGCGGCGACUGGGGCAGCCAGCAGCCGGCGGUGGGCUCGCUGCGUCGGAUCAAAACCCUCAAGGCCAACGAGUAAUAAAAGUCGUAGGCAUUUGCACAAAAA